AUGGAAAGUCAGUCGGUCAAAGAAGAGCACGAUUCAAACGAAGUGAUUUUCUUUCCAGAAGAGGAAAAGCCGAUCAUCUCUUUGAAACAGAGACUUGAUGACGCAAAGCUCCUGCAAGACUUGGCCGACUUACGGAGACUCCUCACCGCCGUCAUAGAACAUUCCACCAUCAUGCCGUUCCGAUGGUGUAGCAACAAGUACAUGUGUUUCUACUGCUGCUGCCCCUUCUCCUCCAGUAAUGAGCUCAGGCAACACACUAGAAGUGAACACGAAAACCCAAAACUCAAAUACGUACUGCAAAAUGUCAGGACCAAUUCCAAAAUAAAGUUGGACGUCACAGAAAUCAUCUGCAAGAAAUGCAGUAAACCAUUAGAUAGUUUGAUCGAGUUCUUCGACCAUUUGAACGCAGUUCAUGAUAUGAAACUGAACACGGAUGUGAGCGUUUACAUGUUCGCGUUUAAAUUGUCGGAUGAUGGAAUGGUUUGCCUCGAAUGCGGUCAGAAAUUUGUUUUCUUUGGAACUAUGAUCGGCCACGUGCAUAGGCUACAUUCAAAAACUGAGAUGUUCCUAUGUGAAAUCUGCGGCCAGGCCUUCUCCGGUAAAGCUAAUGUUACCAACCACGUCAGAGCAGUCCAUAACAUCGGCAGUAAUAGAUGCAGCAAAUGCUAUAAAAGUUAUUCUUCAGAGGCUGCUUUGGCUGAUCACGUGAGAAGGAUGCAUCGACAAGAGAGAUUAAAGUGUCCCAAAUGCCCAGAAAUAUUACGUACUCCUUACCUAAAGAAGCGACAUAUGGCGUUAGUACACGAUGUUAAACAAUUUCAAUUCACCUGUGAUAUUUGUAAGAAAACGUUCACAUGCAUGAGCGUGUUGAAUCAGCACAAAGCGAGGAUGCACGUGAAAGAAAAGAACUUUUCGUGCGAAAUAUGCGGCUUUAAAGUUUUCAAUAAAGACUUGCUAAAGAAGCAUAUGGUGAAACAUGACGACUCGAGACCAUUCCAAUGUGAAAUUUGCAAGAAAUCGUUUCAAAGAAAGAAGACUUUAGAUCUACAUAUAAGGAUUCACAUGAACGAUAAAAGAUACGCGUAUGAAGAAAAGCCGUUAAUAUCUCUGAAACAGACACUUGAUGAUGCGAAGCUACUCCGAGAUUUAGCCGACUUACGGAAACUCCUCACCGCCGUCAUAGAACAUUCCACCAUCAUGCCAUUCCGAUGGUGCAGCAACAAGUACAUGUGUUUCUACUGCCGCUGCCCAUUCUCUUCCAGCUCUGCUCUCAAACAACAUACCGGAAACGAACACGAGAACCCCAAACUCAAAUACAUACUUCAAACAGUCAGGACAACAUCGAAAAUCAAAUUGGACGUUACAGAAAUAGUAUGCAAAAAGUGUAGCAAACCAUCUGAAAAUCUAAUGGAUUUCUUCGAUCAUUUAAAUGGCAUUCACGACAUGAAUUUAAAUAAAGAUCAUAAAGCUAGAAUGCACGUUAAAGAAAAGAAUUUCGCUUGUGAGAUAUGUGGCUUCAAAGUAUUUAGUAAAGACUUGUUGAAAAAGCAUAUGGUGAAGCACGACGACUCGAGGCCCUUCCAGUGCGAAAUUUGCAAGAAAUCUUUUCAGAGAAAGAAGACUUUGGACCUGCAUAUAAGGAUCCACACAAAUGACAAAAGAUACGUGUGUAAGUCACAGAUUUAA
Messenger RNA from Amyelois transitella, 1686 nucleotides. Its product is annotated as zinc finger protein 676. Lineage: Eukaryota; Metazoa; Arthropoda; Insecta; Lepidoptera; Pyralidae. The transcript has 5 exons. Bases 1 to 1686 code for a protein of 561 amino acids. The record is from RefSeq and is a predicted model, not a curated record.